AUGACUUCGGCAACUUCACCUAUCAUUUUGAAAUGGGAUCCCAAAAGUUUGGAAAUCCGGACUUUAACAGUGGAGAGGCUGCUGGAGCCACUUGUUACACAGGUGACGACACUUGUGAACACAAGCAACAAAGGUCCAUCCGGUAAAAAGAAAGGGAGGUCUAAGAAAGCCCAUGUACUAGCUGCUUCUGUAGAACAGGCCACUCAGAACUUCCUGGAAAAGGGUGAACAGAUUGCUAAGGAGAGCCAAGAUCUCAAAGAAGAAUUGGUUGCUGCUGUAGAGGAUGUUCGCAAACAAG
Orycteropus afer afer is the source of this 298-nucleotide messenger RNA. The record is from RefSeq and is a predicted model, not a curated record. Lineage: Eukaryota; Metazoa; Chordata; Mammalia; Tubulidentata; Orycteropodidae.